CCGAAGCAGGAUCUCCGGCGAGUCCUCCGAAACCCCUCGGACACUCUUCGUUCGUUCGUUCGUUCGUUGUUUCUUGACAGCCGACAGAGUAUCCUCUGUCUGUUCGAGCUGCAAAGUCGAAUUUACCCUUGCUACCAGUGCGAACCGCGCGGAUCUAGAUCGAAGGAUCUGUCGGUCGAUCCCAACCGAUCGUGAAUCGUAGCCCGGCGAUCAACCGAGCCGCGCGUAUGGAUCGUGAGCCGCGAAGAUUGGAUUUUAAAUGAACUAUCGCGGCCGAGCUGAUUUAUUUCGGUGAUUGAAAGUGCGCCGCUCGAACGGUUCGCGUGGGAUGCUGUAAGAGAAAGAGCGGCCGAUCGACGCUUCCAAGGAAAUAUCGAGGACAGAAAGGGAAGGAGAGGAUGCCGUCGAAGAUGAUUGCGCGAGGAUUAAUCUUCGUCCUCGCCGCCUGCUUCUUGCUCGCUCUCGUCGAGGUGAGCGAAGCCAGGCCGCGCAUCAGGCACCAAAAAGGAGGCACCCAUUGCAGCAGAUGCGGUCCAGGCUGGGGCGUGGUGAACCGAUGCGUCCGUGGCCGCGACACCGAGUGCGGCAAAUGCGCGCCGGGCACCUACAGCCCGCACCACAGCGUCCAGCCCUGCUGGAUCUGCUCGAGAUGCGGGCCGGGCCUCUACGAGGCGCAUCCUUGCACCUCCAAGAGCGACACCGUCUGCGACUCCUGCCACAGGCCGGCCCCGGGCAACCCGGACUACCAGCGGAAGUGCAAGGGACGGGCGAACCUCUUCCUGGCGCCAGAAGACGCGCAGGACACCGGCGAGGAGAGCGUUCUGGUGAACGAGCCCGUUGGCCAGGACCGGCUCGACGAUGGGAAAGACAUCCUUGAGAAGGACGCCGAGGCGGCUAUCAUCGAAGGCGAGCUGAACUUCUUGGAGGGUCACUAGAGUCGCGACAGAUCGGUUCUUGCUUUCCUUGGUAGGGAGACAGGGGAGAAGGUUCGUAGUGUCGCACGUGGUUCGAUGGGAAGGAGGUUCUCUGAAGGAUGUCGAAGUGAUCAUCGGAGAGCUAGACCUUUGGAGGAUUAGAGUCGCGAUACUCUUGGUUCCUUUGAUAGGGGAUCAGGGAAAGAAGAAGAUAGAAGGUUCCUAGAGUGUCGCACGCGUUUCUUCAAUAGACAGUGAUGAUGGAAGAGAGGUUCUUCAGAAGGAUGCCGAAGUGAUUCGAAGAGCUGGACUUUUUGGAGGAUUAGAGUCGCGAUAGAUGUACUCUUGGAUUCUUUGAUAAGGAAACGGGGAAACAAGAAGAUAGAAGGUUCCUAGAGUGUCGCACGCGUUUCUUCAAUAAACAAUGAUGAUGGAAGAGAGGUCCUCGAGAAGGAUGUUGAAGCUGCGAUCAUCAAAGACAAGCUGAUCUUUUUAGAGGAUCACUAGAAUCGCGACAGAUGGAUGUCUUGGUUUCCUUGAUAGGAAAACAGAAGGUUCCUAGAGUCUCACGCGCAUUUCUUCAAUGAGCAAUGGAAGAGAGGUCCUUGAGAAGGAUGUCUAAGCUGCGAUCAUCAAAGGCAAGCUGAACUUCUUAGAGGAUCGUUAGAAUCGCGACAGAUGGAUAUCCUCUUGGUUUCCUUGAUAGGAAAACAGGAAAACAGAAGGUUCCUCAUGCGCCGCACGCGUUUCUUCAACGGACAGCAAGCAUCUCUAUCUACAAGGGUAGCCAACUCUUCCUCCCGUUGAUGAUCCCGUCUGAUUCCCGAAAAAUUGAUGAAGCCGUGGGACACCGGCCUCCUCCGGGAAUUCGUGCGAGCUGGCGGACCCUUUCGGGUCACACCCGGAAUUCGGAGAAUCCGCGGCGAUCAGCGCGACCGAUCGCCUUCUCGGAUUCCAGUGCCGCGUUAUCCUGACGCGGCGAACGGGAUUGGCGAAUUUUUGAAUCGCCGGCGGAACGGCGGAUCCUUUCAAGAAUUCAUGGCGCCGACGCGGGAUGGGAACGGCGGGAUGGAAUCGGUCCGCGUAUUAACAUUUCAACGGGGAAGAAGAUUGGACCAUCCCCGGCGCGUUCUCUUGGAUUCAUGGAGUUCCCGUAUCGAGGAUAAUUGUUCGGA
This is a messenger RNA of Nomia melanderi (Alkali bee), 2089 nucleotides long. RefSeq lists its product as uncharacterized. Gene Ontology annotation, cellular component: external side of plasma membrane. The record is from RefSeq and is a predicted model, not a curated record. NCBI's taxonomy places the organism in Eukaryota, Metazoa, Arthropoda, Insecta, Hymenoptera, Halictidae. Gene Ontology annotation, molecular function: tumor necrosis factor receptor activity; protein binding. Gene Ontology annotation, biological process: inflammatory response.